AUGGAAGAGCCGCCGGAGGGGCACGGCCACCGAGACGCGGCGCCCGGCCCGGCGAGCAGCGGCAGCGGCAGCGAUGGCGAGAGCGUGCCCGUGUCCCCCAGCCCCGCGCCCGCCUCCCCCGCCGCGCCCUGCCCCCUGCCCCUGCCCCGCCGCCGCCACCCGCCGCCCCCGCCGCCGCCCCCGCCGCCUCACCGCACCACCAACUUUUUCAUCGACAACAUCCUGAGGCCGGACUUCGGCUGCAAGAAGGAGCCGCCCGCACCGGCCGGCGGCGGAGGAGGAGGCAGCCGGGAGCGGGACGGAGACCGGGGGCAGAGCUCAGGUAGAGAAAACGUCAACCCGCUGCUGGCCCGGCCGCCCAACCCGCCCGCCCUCCUCUGCCCGGACUCGAACUGCCGUCCCGACGGCUCCGCGCCGCCGCCGCCGCCCGUCGCCGCCGCCAAAGCCAGUCCCGCCUCGGCGGCAGCGGCGGCCGCGGCGUCGGGGGCGGCCAAGGCCCCCGCCGACGGGGGCGAGACUCACCCGGCGAAGUACGGGGAACACGGCAGCCCCGCCAUCCUCCUCAUGGGCUCUAAUAAUGGAGGACCUGUUAUAAAGCCCGACUCGCAACAGCCGCUGGUGUGGCCUGCAUGGGUCUACUGCACUAGGUAUUCAGACAGACCGUCCUCGGGCCCCCGCACCAGGAAGCUGAAGAAGAAGAAGACGGAGAAGGAGGACAAGCGGCCGCGGACGGCGUUCACGGCCGAGCAGCUGCAGCGGCUGAAGGCGGAGUUCCAGGCGAACCGGUACAUCACGGAGCAGCGGCGGCAGAGCCUGGCCCAGGAGCUCAGCCUCAACGAGUCCCAGAUCAAGAUCUGGUUCCAGAACAAACGGGCCAAAAUCAAGAAGGCGACGGGCAUCAAGAACGGGCUGGCGCUGCACCUCAUGGCCCAGGGACUCUACAACCACUCCACCACCACGGUGCAGGACAAAGAGGAGAGCGAGUGAGGCGGGCGGCUCCAGCCCAGCCCUGCGCCGCGGCGCCGGCCCGCCGGCCGGGAGGCGGACAGGUGCGAUUUAAAAGCAGAUCUAUUGUCUAUCCAUAGUAUAAGGACUACGAUUAAGAAAAAAAAAAAUAAUAAAUAUGAACACUUAAGAAAAAUUAUCUCUAUAUAGCCAAACAGCAUAUGACCUUGUAUAUAUUUAAUUUCAGGUAAGAAAUAUGUGUAGCGAUCUCUAUUUGCUGGACAGUUUCUCUCUUCCCGUCUCUCUGUUUCUCCUUUCUUUUGUUCGUUUGUUCGUUCUGUUUGCCCUUUUUUUUUUUUUUUUUUGCCUUCACCCCCCCGCCCCCGAAUGUCCGUUGCUCCUGUUUUACAGUAAAUGUCGGACUUUUCUCAUCUGUCGUUUGAUCUUAUUUUAAUUUUUUUUGUGUGUGUGUGUGUGAAUUCUGUCUCUCUCUUUUUUUUUUUCCCCGAGGAAAAAAAAAUUCUGAUCCACAGACUGCGAGACUGAACCCGCCGCUACAAGCCAAAGAUUUUAUUAUGUUCAGAAAUCUGUAGUCUGAAAUAAAGUGUAGACUGUGUUCAGGA
Molecule: messenger RNA, 1568 nt
Organism: Hirundo rustica (Barn swallow)
Lineage: Eukaryota; Metazoa; Chordata; Aves; Passeriformes; Hirundinidae
Gene: EN1
Product: engrailed homeobox 1
Exons: 2
Coding region: 1-987 (328 amino acids)
Biological process (GO): neuron differentiation; regulation of transcription by RNA polymerase II; multicellular organism development
Cellular component (GO): nucleus
Molecular function (GO): RNA polymerase II cis-regulatory region sequence-specific DNA binding; DNA-binding transcription factor activity, RNA polymerase II-specific
Source: RefSeq, a predicted model, not a curated record